Closterium sp. NIES-67 is the source of this 2053-nucleotide messenger RNA. Lineage: Eukaryota; Viridiplantae; Streptophyta; Zygnematophyceae; Desmidiales; Closteriaceae. The record is from the annotation of a GenBank genome assembly.
GACACAGAGACUCCAGAAAAGCCUGAACGUCACGCAUCACGAUAGAAAGUACCUGCUGCGUAACUGUCGCGCGUGCUGGCUCGUCUAGGCAUACUUCACGACUAUCUGGAGGUCCUAGCUCCUCCAAGCUCUUACAGUAGUAUUUCUACCUCAGGCGAUGCAGAACUGCUUGCGUUAGGUAGGCGUGUUCUUCGAACGACCACGUUACGCUGCUUACUCUACGAGUGUCGCAAAUAAAGCCCCGUCAAACAGUGCCCGAGUAUUGCACAGUUAGUGAUAUAGGUAUCUUACGAGCUCUAAAAUUUCCUUAGCCCAAGCCAGCGCUUUUCCGCAUCGCCCCACGACUCUGCGAGAGUCAUGGCGCAUCGCUCUAGCCUAGCUUUCCUGGCGUGCCUUCUCGUCCUGGCCGUCGCAGCCAUAGGCGCCGUUCCAGGCGCGCUUGGUAGGCAUUCCAUGGCCGCGCCUCUUCUGUCAACUCAGCUCGAUGCAAGCGCGGAGAUGAGUGCCAGAGAGCUUUUAUCGAGGUCGGAUUUCGCGAGCUCGUCCGUGAAACCCCUGACGACCUCAAGCAAUAAAUCCCCCACGAAAUCCCCCCCGAAAUCCCCCGCGAAAUCUCCCGCGAAAUCCCCCGCAAAAUCUCCCGCGAAAUCUCCCGCGAAAGACUCAUCCCCGCCAAAGAGCUCCUCGCCACCGAAGACAAGCUCCCCGCCAAAGAGCUCCUCGCCACCGAAGACAAGCUCCCCGCCCAAGGGUAAUAAGCCAGGGCUGAUCAAGCGGCUGAUUCCGAAGCGGAAGAAGAAGGCGGAGAGCGGCGACUCGGGCCCCAAUAUGGUGAACCUCGCUGACGCGCAGAAGGUGUUCAACCUGGUGAUGUCGCUGAGCAAGCAGAAGCAAUUCGUACAGUUCUUCCAAAAAGCAGGUCUGCUGCAGACGCUCCUCGAGGCGAUUGUCAAGGCCGGCACCAACGGAGCCACGUUCCUCGUGCCGUCCCCCGACGCGCUGCAGGCGCUGCCGCCCGCGUCGCCGUACAUCAGCAAGCCGGGUCUCGCGCGCACGACGCUGCGUUACCACAUGAUUCUCGGGAACAAGUUCGACUACACGAAGCUCGUCGAGUUUUCUGCUAAUAGAAAGUUCGCGACGCUCGCGAAGGAGCCCGUGUUCAAGUCGGAUCAGAGCGCGUUUUUCACCGUCGUCUUCCGGUCGGGCAGCGGGCGGUCGACGUCGACCAUGAUCGCGCCCAACCUCGCCAACACCACCUCGUUCCAACUCCACCUCGUCGACUCGCUCCUCAUCCCCGACGACGUGUACCGCGCACCGCCCGCGGACGGCGGCGGAGACGACGGCGGAGAUGGGGACGCGUCACCGCCUCCCCCUUCCCCUUCCCCCCCCCAGUCUCCGCCCACGUCUCCGCCCCAGUCUCCGCCCCAGUCUCCGCCGCAGUCUCCGCCUCCGACCCCCCCCGCUUCCCCCAGCCUUCCGCCUCCUGUUGUUAGUUCCCCCCCUCCGCCCACGCCGGCUGCCACGUCACCUCCCCUUGCUACGGCAUCUCCUCCCCCCGCUGUUACCGCCUCGCCCCCACCCCCCACGCCGUAGCGUCCCCACGUCCCCCGACUGUCUGACCUGUGAGCAUUUUGGAAGGUUACCACCUGUGUGGGCGUCCCCGGUUCCACCUCCCGCCGCUGUUACCGCUUCACCCCCGCCCCCCCUGCCGUAGCGUCCCCACCACCCCCGACUGUCUGACUUGACCAGGUGGCGAGGCCACAUCGCCCGUCUCCCCGUCCCCCUCUCUCCCGCUGUCGCCGACCCUCCUGUGGUUACCACAUCGUCUUCGCCUUUCUAGGGUGCUGUAACAUGUCGUCAUCCCCUCCUUCCACAUCGGUUUUGGCUCCUGCUGCUGCUGCUGCUUCUGGGGUGCUCCUUAGGGACAGCUGGAGCAGCAGCUGAUGCCAUUGUCGGGUCCGGAAUGCCCCUCGUACACGUGACUCUACACUGGGGGCCUAUGAAUAAAUACGUGUAUACUCCUUUUGAAAUGAUUGUAUUACAUGCUUAACAA